GAUGCGCCGCAUUCUGUCCUCACCCCAUCUCGGGGUGGGGUGGGGGCUAAUACUCCCCCAGUGACCCUCACACGACUGAAUUGGGGCUGCUGGCUGCGUCAGGGAGAGGGGAUCGCGGUCCCCGCAGAUCACAAUAUAAAAGGAAGCCCCUCUCGGUCUGCCCCCGCCCCGGGUCGAGCUGCUCCAGCGCCUUCCUUGCCCCCACGGCCAGAGGCGCCGCCGCCUCCUUUCCUCCCCGCGGAGCCGUCGCCGGCGUCUUUUCCUGCCCAGCGUCAGCAGCCGGCAACAGCGAGCCGAGCGCCUGCUGGCUCCACCACACCAGACGCCCGGGCUGGACGCCACCCCGCAGUGAUGCACGCCGGGCCCCGAUCCCGUACGCUGAGCGAUCCCGUGACCCGCUGCUGCUCCUGAGCGCGCCCCGGCCGAGAAGCAGCUUCGGCAAACAAACCCCAAAGUCUGGAGAAAGUCUAUGCGGCGCGGCGGAUCUCUCGGACCGCAGGGGGCCAAGCCAGCUCGGCAGAGGGCGAGGGGGGCGUUGCAGCCUCCCGCUGGCCAAACCACCUCUCCCUCUCCCUCCCCCCUGCGCGCCCGGGUCGGGUUUGGCUCCGGCUCCCCGACGCACUUUUCUUUCUGCAGCUGGAGCUGCCGGGGAAGAAAGGGGAGUCAGGAGAGCAGAGCAGCCAGGUGUGUGCCGGAGGGGCAGCCUAUCCCCCUUUCUGUCCCUUGGCGCAGAGAUUUCCUUCCCCUCCGCCUCUGCCGCUAGGGCCAAACAAAAGUUCAUCUAUGUUGGGUAUUUAGGGGUUAACGUGGAGGAGAGUCGAGUCGACCCAGAAGGGGAGCCCUUGCGAGUUCUGAAAGCGCCGCGCAAGAAAGAAGAGCUCCCGUGCGGAAGAGGGAGCGGGUUUAAACAACAGCAACAACUCUUAUUGUUAUUUGCUCUUUGUGCCAAUCACCACGAGCCCCGAUGCAACUUCUUGCGCCCUUCCUCCUUUACGUGGCCACCUGGGCCAGCUUCUGCAACCGACAGGGCUCCGCCGCCGGCGCCCAGAGCGGGUCCAUCAGAGCCUUGCGAGCCUCUAACCUGCGGAGGGAUGAGAGCAAUCACCUCACAGCCCUGUACCGGAAAGAAGAGACCAUCAACAUCUGGGGAAAUGGCAACAUCCACAGCCCUCGUUUCCCAAAUAGCUACCCCAGGAACCUAUUACUGACAUGGAGGCUGCUCUCAGUGGAGAAUACAAGGAUACAGCUGGUGUUUGAUAAUCAGUUUGGACUGGAGGAGCCAGAGAAUGAUAUCUGCAGAUAUGACUUUGUGGAAGUGCAAGAUGUCUCUGAAAUCAGCACAAUUAUCCGUGGGCGAUGGUGUGGGCACAAGGAAGUGCCUCCAAGAAUAAUGUCCAGAACCAACCAGCUGAAGAUAACCUUCAAGUCCGAUGACUACUUUGUGGCUAAACCUGGUUUCAAGAUUUAUUACUCCCUGGUGGAUGAUCUCCAGCCUGCUGCCUCCGAAACCAACUGGGAAUCAGUCACCAGCCCUGUCUUGGGGGUAUCCUCUCACUCUCCAUCAGUGACUGACCCUACGCUCACUGCGGAAGCUCUGGAUCAAACCAUCGCUGGAUUUGACACUGUGGAAGACCUGCUCAAGCACUUUAAUCCAGAUACUUGGCAAGAAGAUCUCGAGAAUCUGUACAUGGACACUCCCCAGUACCGAGGCAGAAGUUACUAUGAGAGGAAGUCAAAAGUCGACCUGGACAGGUUGAACGAUGAUGCAAAGCGUUACAGCUGCACUCCAAGGAACUAUUCAGUCAACAUCAGGGAGGAGCUACGACAGAGCAACGCUGUCUUCUUUCCCCGCUGCCUUCUUGUCCACCGCUGUGGAGGCAACUGUGGCUGUGGCUAUACAAACUGGAAAUCCUGUACGUGCACGGCAGGAAAAGUGGUGAAAAAAUAUCAUGAGGUGCUGAGGUUCCUCCCUGAAGCAGGUCAUAUCAGGAGGAGGGGAAGAACCAAGAACAGCAUGGCACUGAUCGAUAUUCAGCUUGAGCACCAUGAGCGUUGUGACUGCAUCUGCAGUGCAAGGCCACCUCGAUAAAGGAUGGACUAUACCAUCCUAUGUGCAACUUAAAGGACCUCUUUCUUUUCAAGGAGGAGCAAUCUGAGGAUCUUCUCCCAGUGGCCACUGAACUUUGCUAACAGCCUGCAUUCUAACUGGUAGAGACAUCCAUGGCCUUUCGACUUCAAGUACUGAGUGCAUGACAGCUACUCAUUUGUAACACAGGUCUAUUUCUCUGGAUUUAAAUGUGGUAUUAAGAGAGAACCAGAGAAUCCAAGGGCUGAAAUCUUAGUGCCUGCAAUGAGAUCUAGCUGCAUGAUGAUGUUUUUGUGGCUGAAUUUCUUAGUUGGCUUUUAAAUGCCUACAUGCAUAAGUUACACAUGGGUAUGCAUGCAUGUAUUCACAUACUCGCACACACAACUCUGCGCUUACAAGCCUAUUGACUUAAGCACAUCUAUACAGGUGUACAUAAGGAGGAAAAAAAUAUUAUUCAAAAUAGCUAAUCCAGUUUGUAUACAAGCAACCUGAUCCACUAAAUGUAAUCCAUGUGCAGAAAAAGACCUCCACUCAUGGGUCUGAUAUACUGAGUGGGUAGACAAAAUCCUGAAGUUGCAUGGGGAACAAGAAGGCACAUCCAGCAAUAUCAGAAGGCACAUUUAGACACAUGCAUUACAACAUAUAGUUCCCAACACAACUAUGCUUGCAAAUAACUCUAACCCUUGUUCCUUCAAAAUACAGAUUCAAAUACACUAAAAAAAAAAAAAAUGACACACACAAAACCAUGACAGAAAGAAAAUUUUAGGGGCAUAGGAAGCUGCCUUAUAAUGAAUCAGACCAGUGGUCCAUCUACUGCCCUGAGCCAUUUUGGAAUACAAAUCAAAUAAAUAAAUCUAGCUCAGUAUUGUCUACACUGACUGGCAGUGGCUCUCCAAGGUUACAGGCAGGAGUUUCUCCCAACCCCACCUGGAGAUACCAGGGGGUGGACCUAGGAUCUGUUCUCCCACUGAGCUUUGGCACCAUAACUUGCAAAGCUCACAUGUCUCGCAUCCAAUAGCAAACCAAGGCAGACCUUGCUUAGCAAAGGAGAAAAAUAUGUUUGCUACUACAAGACCAGCUAUCCUGUUUUAUUUUCAUUGGAUCAGUUUCCAUUGGCACACAAUAUUGUGGCCCAGGCUUCCAUCCAGCAUAAGUAUAAUUCAAUAGAAGGGUGGCCUAUUUGAUUCCAGAAGAUUCUCCCACUCCCUUAGGAUCUAGACAAGAGGCCUCUGCAAAAGAAGUGGCUUUCAUGCUGUACUACCGUUUGUCUGUCUGGGCAUCCUACAGAAAUGGGAGGACCCUACAGAAAUAGGACUGGGGGGGCCCAAUCCACAGCACACAGAUAGAGCUCUAGAUGCCAGGGAGGCUUUUAGGCUACCUAGAGCAAGAAAUACUUCAUAAUUAGGUUGGUAUCACCUAUUUGGCAGAAGUUCCAUGGGAACCCAUAACCCAGAUUUGGACAUUUGGGUUGAACAUCAGCCCCAGCCCACAUAACUAGUCUACAAACAUUUUUAACGUAAAGUAUGCCGUCGAGUUGGUGUUGACUCCUGGCAACCACAGAGCCCUGUGGUUGUCUUUGGUAGAAUACAGGAAGGGUUUGCCAUUGCCAUCUCCUGCGCAGUAUGAGAUCAUGCCUUUCAGCAUCUUCCUAUAUCACUGCUAUGGGUGUUUCCCAUAGUCUGGGAAACAUACCAGCUGGUUUAAACUGGAACAAAUCAGAAUAGGGGCUCUCAAACUUGGGUCCCCAGAUAGUUUGAGAAUUCCUGUCUCUUCUUGCAGAUAUAUCCAAGUGGAAAGCAAGAACGGAAGAGUUCUAGUUUUUAGAGGAGAAGUUUAAAGAUCAGUAUUUUUAGAGCUAAAUAUGGAAUGUCCUACUUUUCUCAUUACAUACGGUAAUAUUUCUUAACCAUCUUUAGUAGCUUCAAUUGCCAAGUUCAAGCUGUUGGCAUGUAAACAACCACCACCACCACCUCUUUUGGAUUGUAUUUUGAUACUAACUACUUCAACUUCUCACCUUUCUCUUGCCAAACAAUACUGUGUGUUUAUUAUUUGAAAAGAAUAUAAAACUAUUUACUCCCUGCCUUUCUGUAAAAUAAAGCACCUUAAAAGCUACAGCAUAGCCAGCUUGCUGCGAUUUUGAACAUAUUAUCAGAAAGAUGUUUGAUUAACAUAAGGAAUUGGGGUUUGGGAUUCCUCCCCACCCUCCAAAAAAUCUGACCAGUGCAAAGUGUAGGCUUGCUUGGGGCCAAAAGAAAAUUGAACUUUUGAUGGUGAAUAUAAUGGAGGAAAUAGGAUGGAAGGUUUUGUAGACAAGGAUUUAUAUUUAAUAGCCAUCCGAAGCUGCACUUCAUUUUAUGUAUUACUUUUUAGCUCCUGUCUUUAAGGAAGAAAGAAAUGGCUUUACAAUAGUAUUUCAUGCAUUAAACUGAAAUUGGCUUGUUAUCAGGUAAUAGUGUGAACUUUUAAACCAUUCCUGUUCUGAUGGUUAUAUUAGUGGUGGAGUUCUAGAAUGAUCUCCAUCCUCUGGAUUGGUUUCUUUAUCAAGUAAAAUCUGUUAUCUACUCUGUUUUUUAUAUCUCUAUCAAACCUUUCCUGGAAUGCAGUUUAAAUAUUGAACAAGUUUUUACUUGCUAUUCUGGCCGAACACUUGAGAACCUAGAAAAUUGUUUGCCUGAUUUCCCCCCUCCCGCCCUUUAUUUAUAUUGAUUGUAAGUCUUGUCUUUCCCAGAUGCCUCUUUAAGAUGUGUAAUUCAUUAUGAUCCUUUUUUUAAAUGAGCAGCUCUGAAGCCAAAGAUUUUCAACAUUAUUACCUAUUUUGAACUUCAAGAGAUUCUUCACGGUUUCUCAUUUGUCUUCUUUUGCACCAAAUGUCCCAGCGCUCCAGGUUUACACUAGGAAAACAGCACAUUAGAAUGACGCAUUUAAAUCUCAAAUGGACAUUAUUAACUGAACUAUGGUAUUAAAUAUGCAUGGUAUUAAAUUGGGUUAUUAGUUCCACAUAGCUUGACCAGUUCUUGAACUGUAAUUCUUUGUUUCACACAUGGGGUAGCCCCCUGCCAAUGUGCCAUGAGUAUUCAGUUCAAGGUGGCAACUGGGUGGUGGACAUAUCUGAACAAUCUCCUUUUUAAAAAAUGGGAACACAUUUUAACUACCUUCCCACCAGUCAGAAGCUAAUUUGUAGAUAACACCUGUAGAUAACUACAAGAGAAAGGUGUCCUGGGUUGAUUGUGUAGUUCUCAGACUUGUUGGAAUACAACUCCCAUUAUUUGCAGCUACAAUAGCCAAAGCAACAAUCGCUUUGGUAAUUGCGGCCAGGGGUUGAUGCGAGUUGUAGUCCAAGAACAUCUGGGGACCCAAGUUUGAGAACCCUUGUUGUAGCUGAAAGACCUCAGAUAAUUUCAGGUGUAUUUACCAGUCUUUUGAGUAAUUCUAAAGGCUCACACUCUUCUUGCAGUCACCCAUUUUCUUCCCGCUCAAAAAUGAAUCCAGAUUCCUUUUGGCAAAUGAGUCAUCUGAACUCUCUUCCCUCUCCACUUUGAAAGGAUGCAGAGCAGAAUGCCAGUUUGUGGCAGAUGGAUCAAGCAACUCAUUCCCCAUAAGCCUUGUUCAGUCGGGGCAGGUAGAAACUCAUCUAAUCCUCAGAGCUGUUAUGUGAAUAGGCUCCAGGCUGCCGACGCACAAAAUCAAUUGUUGAGGCCUGCACAUCAGUUUAUUAAUGUGAAAAGAAGGCAACCGUGGGAUUAUUUGUAGAUAGAAUCAGAUGUCUGAGAGAGGAUUGUUUGGAAAAGAACUGAUGUCAUUGGCAGACAUCCAGAGCAAUAUUUUGCGAACAUUACUCUGCAAACACAGCAAUGCUCUCCUAACAACCACAGCCAAACGGUGCUUGCCCCAAUGCUGCUGCUGUGUGUUCCUUGAAGCAUAGACACUUUUGCGCUCUUGUCCAAUUCUUUGGCAUUCCCCGUGGGUCAGCAGUGCUUAAUUACAGCAGAAACACCUCACUUGACCCUCAAUGAUGUGUUUCUGCUGCAACAGAGCACAUCUUGAGCAUGGGCACGACCUAAAAAGGAUUUGUGCUCUUUGCAACCCAGACUUCAAGGAGCACACUCAGCAGUGCAGGGGCUAGCCCUUCAUGGCUGUGGGUGUUAGGAGCAUCUGCAGAGCAUUGCUCUGGAUGUCAGCAACUAUGUGCACAAUCACUGCACCCUUAUUUUGAAAUGGGUUGAUCAUAUAUGUGGGACUCAAAUACAGGGCAGGUGUGCAGGGAAUGCAAGCUUAGUUGCAGAAUCUAUAGAAACUGGAGAGAGUGCACAUGAGCCUAAAGCUUGCUUCUGUACCCAGCCACACAACAUUUUCUGGGCUGCUAUUUCAUAGAAUUUCAGAAUUGUAGCAGAUCUUGGAGGUCUUCCAGUCCAUCCCCUAUUCUGUCCAGGAAUUUGCUACAGCAGGGGUUCCCAAACUGUGGUUCUCCAGAUGUUGCUGAGCUACAGUUUAUUGAUCGGAGAUGAUGGGAAUUGUAGUUCAGCCACAUCUGGAGAACCACAGUUUGGGAACCCCUGUGCUACAGCAACACAUGCAGAUCUCCAUUCUGCUUCCAACUGAAAACUUCUAGAGAAGAGGCAACCACUGCAUGAGGCAGACUGUUCCACUGUCUAACAGCUCAUACCGUUAGGAAGCAUUUCCUAAUGUAUAAUCUAAAUUUGCUACCUUGUAAUCUGUAAUGCCCCUUAUGGAAAGAAAGGGACCAUGCAUGGGAACAACCUUGAUAACCUGCCAGAGCAAAACUCAUGAUCAUAAAAAAAUGCAUAGUGUUGGGUGCAUAGGCCAAUUUCUUUCCCUUGCCUCCACACUUUGUGUCCCCUGAGCUAGUAUAGAAUAUUAUGCUGGAAUUGGUGCACAAAACGUACAACUGUAUGAAUAUCCUACCAUUGUGGCAGCACACUAAGUGGAGUUUGGUGCAUAUGUGAGUACUUUCCUCCUUUCCCACAUAUGUCCAUGCAGUAGAUUUUGAGGGUUGAGCUGUAAAUAUGAGAGGGUUUGUGCUGAAGUGGUAAGCCAGGAUGUAACCAAGGAAAGUCGUUAAUUCGCAUUUAUUUAUUGCAAGAACCUAUCAUUAUGGAGAUCUGCUAUUCUCUCCCCUCCACUUUCCUUCCCCCAACUCUCCAGUAGCUUUUGUGCCUUUAGUCUGGGCAUGAUCAUCCAGGAAGAUCUCCUACAUAUAUCACAUUGAAAUGAAUGGGAGCUGCACCAGACUAUGCUGGAAUGUACCAUCAGAAUUGAAGUUAUGGAUCAGUUCUUUUUCCAUCCAAUGAAAGCGUAUCAGAUCUAGUGUGCAACUACCAUUUUCAAAGUAUUCUGAAACAAGUCCAUAACUUCAGAGAGGCUCUACUAUUUGGAAAGACUGCUUUAAAAAAAACAACCUCUUUUGUUGUAUUAUCUGCUUUCUCAUGUGCAAUGUAUAUAUGUAUUGUUGAAUUUGAUGUUAUAUCCCUAAAAUGCUGCCUUUUGUAGACUGAUAUUUUGACAAUACAGCACACAAUACUUGUCUUAUUGGCAAUUAAAAAUAAACUUUAGUCUUUGAAGGA
Hemicordylus capensis (graceful crag lizard) is the source of this 7668-nucleotide messenger RNA. RefSeq names its product platelet derived growth factor D (gene PDGFD). Gene Ontology annotation, biological process: positive regulation of phosphatidylinositol 3-kinase/protein kinase B signal transduction; platelet-derived growth factor receptor signaling pathway; positive regulation of protein autophosphorylation. Gene Ontology annotation, cellular component: membrane. The transcript is spliced from 7 exons. Gene Ontology annotation, molecular function: growth factor activity; platelet-derived growth factor receptor binding. The record is from RefSeq and is a predicted model, not a curated record. Lineage: Eukaryota; Metazoa; Chordata; Lepidosauria; Squamata; Cordylidae. Bases 965 to 2089 code for a protein of 374 amino acids.